AUGCAUUUCAAUAUGAAAGCAGGAAAGAUCUUCUUAGCUCUCUUAGCCCUCUCAGCCCUCUCUUGAGUCUCUUGUUCAGGGGUUCAGGACCAGCUGGCUCACCCGAUCUAUAAAAUUAAGCAAGAGAGUGAGUCCCAAUUAAGUUUUGAUAAUUGAAGAUAUUGCAUCUCCUCAGAAUUUUGAAAAGCUUGUAAAUCUGUUUCUAGUAUUUAUGGAACUACAAUGUCUCUCUGCUCUAAAGUUUCUGGAGAUAACCCAAGCUGUGUUGAGAGUGAGCAGAAUAAAUGUACCAGUUUUGAUCCUAAAAUCGAAGAUAACCUUCUUUGCCCAACAACAUGUAGCUCUAAAUAAAUUCAUGAUUGGUUCAGACGAAAAAGUUCCGUAUGAAUCAUCUGGAUAUGGCACUGGGGAUAUCUGUCAAUACAAGAUCACAGCAGAUGAUAAGCUUGAUUCUUUCUCGUUAAAAAUAGUUUCUAAAGAGUCUAAGGCCCAAUACACCCUCUUCUCGCAGGACGAUCAAUUCAAUCUCAAGAAAAUAGGUAGUUUUUACCAAGGCGAAAUCAGAGCUUACAGUAAAUUCAAUAAGAAUUUUAUAUUACUCAUUUUGCCAAAGGAAGAGAACAGCAAGGUUAAUUUCCAGAUCGAGAGUGGUCGCAAGAAGAAUAAUGUCGAACGUGAAACCCAUGUAUUCCUCAUAGUUUUUGCCAUAUUAUUCUCUAUCUGGCUCUGUGCUAUUGCUGGGUUUCUGGUUUAUUACUUCUUUUUCAGGAAUAGAGGGAAGUAUCUCCCUCAAAUCGAUUCCGACGAUACUUAUGAUGGCAGCUUAACUGGCAGGAGUCAGAGACAAGUGCCUGAUAACUUUUAUACAAUACGAGAUGAAUUCAAAACUAAUGAUCUGAAAUCAAAAUUCAUCCAUAGUAAAACUGAGUACAGAAAAUUACGCGACAAAAUCUACCAAACUUUGAUGACACAACGAACAGAGAGCACCACUAAACAAAUUAACCAAGACUCUAGAGAAUUCGAAGCAAACGUGAUUGCUGGCAACAGUGCUAGAGCAUUGUUCAACUUCUUAAGAUCAAAUGAGGAAAAUAAGCAGAAUGGGAAGACUUAUCCUCCAUGUUUGUUCAUGCCGACAGAGUCAGACUUCUUCGAUCCUAAAUAAGACUAGGUUUUCCAAGAUUCUAAAGAACAAAAUUUAUAGAAACCAUGGAGUCCACAGAGCAAAAAGUUAUGUAAAUAUAAUCUUUAAAGACAGAAGUAUUGCUGAGAAGGUUGACCAUUGAGUCAAGAAGUUUAAGAAGAACGAGGAAACAGAUGAAAUUGUACUAGAUCUCCUUCAAAUUUCAGAAUUUCGUUAUAUCUUGUCAAUGGCAAUAAUCUUUGAUACUAUUCAGACUUUAGGGUAUAAAUUAGAUAUGGUGUUCACCAGGGAAUUCGAGAAAAUAUCUACAGGAAGUUAUACAUUUGUCCUUGACCAAUGAGGAUGAUACCUUAACCUUCUGAUGAAAGCAAUAGAGAACUACUCGGAGAAGGCUAAUCAUGCUAAGAUAGAAGGGCAUAUAGCAAAUUUAGAUGUAAAGCAGAUGAAAAAUUUUGCUUUACAUGAUACCAUUUUCUGAGCAACAUUUUUCAACUGUUUCAAAAAGGAAAACUACAAAGAGGAGAAAGGGGAGGUCAAAGUAAUUUUUGGAGAUAACCUCAACCAAUUUGUCAGAUUAGAGAAAGUAUCAAGUGCAAUAGACACUAAAGAAGAGAAUGAAACUUUAGUUAAUGCAUACCUAACCUUCCAGGUAUGCGAAAAUCAAGAGAAUAAGCUGUUUAUUAAAGCUAUGUAG
Messenger RNA from Moneuplotes crassus, 1835 nucleotides. The record is from the annotation of a GenBank genome assembly. Lineage: Eukaryota; Ciliophora; Spirotrichea; Euplotida; Euplotidae.